AUGAAUAAUAAUUUGCCUAUCGAGUCUUCAACGUGGGAAUCAAGAAUUGUACUUCGAUAUGAUGUCGUCUAUUCUCAGUUUACUGAAUGGAAUAAUAAACCAUGCUCAUUUUAUACAAUUGAAUGGGGAGAUAUACCAAGAAAAAGAAUAAGGCAGGAAGAAAAUGGGUCAAAAUACAUGCUUUACAGUGCAACCAAUAUGGCUCUAACGAUGACUAAUGAAGCAUAUUUAAGCAUAUUAGAAUGUCAGUUGUAUCCAGAAGGUAGCCCAUUGAAUUAUGGUUUAGUAAAUUCAAUUCAGUCAGCUAAAAGGACAAGCGUAAAACAUUGUGAUAAUAUAAACUUCUAUCAACGAAUUUUACAUCAUGAAAUUGAUUCACUUCAACAAGCAAGACUUUUAACUUCGCAGAAGGUUGUUACAAGCGGAAAGCAAUUUAUUUAUGUAUGGGAUCUGAAAAACACGUUAGUUCGUUCUGAAAACGAAAGACCUGCUGCACAAAUUAAAUUGGCUCUCGACGAUAGUAGCUCAUCAAUAAUCGGGCCAGCAUUAUGUGUGGCCAAAAACAAACAAAUAGUAGUUAAUGGUGCUGAAAAUGGAUAUUUAGCCCUAUGGAAUUUGGCCGAUUAUCAAACAGGAUCAAAUCAAAGAGCACUUAUGCCCAGAAAUAAAAAUAAGAUUACUGAAGACCCUACAAAUAAAAUCCUAUCAUGUGAUUGUAAGGAAGAUAGUACAAAUAUAUCUUGUACUUCAAGUCGAGGAAAUGUGAUUAUUUGGGAUUAUCGUACGAACAAAAUCGCCCAAAAUGUGGAAAAAGCACAUAAGGCAGCGGCUAUGAGUUGUCAUAUGAAUCCACACAAAGAACAUUAUCUAUUAACAUCUAGUGCAGAUGGUAUUAUUGAAUGGUGGGACACUCGAAAGAUGAAGAACGUGUUCAAAAAUUCUGAACCAUCUCCGUUAUCCACUUUUAAGCAACACCAAAGUUCCGUAAAUAAAGUAUCUUGGUCGCCUCAUAACAAUGAAUUAUUUGCCAGUUGUUCGGAUGAUUGCAGUGUUAUCAUUUGGAAUACAGAAGGUAUAAAUAAAAAUAAUAACGAUAAGCAGGAAGGCGCGAAAUUUAAGCAUACGGGUCACAGGCAAAAAGUAUUAGAUAUUGCAUGGCAUCCUGAUCCAGAGUUCAGCAAAACAAUAGCUUCCGUUUCCCCCUUUGUUUCUCAUCAUGGUGUUUCCGGAUUAUUACAAGUUUGGAGACCAAAUAUUAAUAUUGACUUGAUGAAUAAAAAUUGUAGAUAA
Rhizophagus irregularis DAOM 181602=DAOM 197198 is the source of this 1290-nucleotide messenger RNA. The record is from RefSeq and is a predicted model, not a curated record. Lineage: Eukaryota; Fungi; Glomeromycota; Glomeromycetes; Glomerales; Glomeraceae.